UUCUUGUCCAUUUAGAUGCGGCGCAAGAUUGUGAAGAGAUGGUCGAAGUUGUCGGAUAUAUAGAAUCAGGAAUUAGGUGUAUGGAAUGGAGCCCAGAUGAAGAAUUGGUCAUCUUCGUUACUG
This is a messenger RNA of Racocetra persica, 123 nucleotides long. Lineage: Eukaryota; Fungi; Glomeromycota; Glomeromycetes; Diversisporales; Gigasporaceae. The record is from the annotation of a GenBank genome assembly.